This is a messenger RNA of Esox lucius (northern pike), 3817 nucleotides long. It is a transcript of the gene ttc27, whose product is annotated as tetratricopeptide repeat domain 27. NCBI's taxonomy places the organism in Eukaryota, Metazoa, Chordata, Actinopteri, Esociformes, Esocidae. Bases 210 to 2771 code for a protein of 853 amino acids. The transcript has 20 exons. Gene Ontology annotation, molecular function: protein binding. The record is from RefSeq and is a predicted model, not a curated record.
UUUCCCAUGAUGCAAUGCGUAUCUGUCAUGGCUGCUCACUGAUGCCACUCACAGCACAUGGGGUUGAAGUGAAUACAUUUUUAUUAGUGAGUUGAUAUAGCCUGCACUGCAUUAAUAAGGAUACACAUAUUCUCAAUUUACAAGCACGCUGGUACCGGUUGGAAGCAGUAUUGACUUCGCUGUAUCACUGUUCCUAACCACAUUUUGGGAUGGUGCGGGACUGUGAGAUUCCAGUGCUCCGAGGUUUUCUGACUCCUAGAGAGGCAACGGAUUGGCAGCAGAAGGUUUUCAGCUCUGCAGAGGCAGGUCCCCUUCUGCAGUCAUUGCUUGAAGGGGACUUUGAGGCGGUGCUGCUGAGUCCUCAGGUCUUGGACCUGCUGGGUGGUGGAGACAACUUUGAUGGACAGGCCAUCGAGGCCUACCUGGAAGGACGUGUCCUAGCCUACCUUGACAACAGCACAGACGAUGACAAGGUUGACAGGGAGAGGUCUAUGUUGGCCCUGGCAGUGGCCUGCCUGCAGCUCUUUGUCCAGAGUAACUGGACAGGUCCCCCCGUCACCAUCCAUGUCCCUGACCUGCUGCCCCCGGCUCUUCUCUCCUCCUUCACUGAGCCUGGGGCCCUGACCUCAGCCCUGCUUGGCAGUCUUCUCUUGGAUGGAGAGUCAGUGUACAGCCUGGUGGGGAACCCCUUCGUACUGCUACUGGCCAGGGUUUUGCUGGUCAACUGCUCUGCCAAGUUUGAUGUCCUCCAGCUACUGCCGUGGUGGACCCUGCGCUACGUGAGUCUACACCAGCAGAUCCUGGAAGAGCGCUCCCCUCAGCUCCUCAGUUUGGCCCACAGCAGCAUGGAAAAAGUAAUGAGGUACGGGACCCUCUUCUCUGAUGAAACCCUCCAGAACCUGUUAAUCCAGUUCCAUCUGGAGUGUGGCUAUAUCUCUUUGACCUACUAUGAGUACAGCCCAGCCAAGGAGCACUUCCAACAGGCCAAGGAACUCUCUGGCCUGGAGAUGGACAUGACCGGUGCUCUAGGCAAACGGACUCGCUUUCAGCAGAACUUCCUUGCCCAGCUGAUCCUGGAUGUCAGACGGAAAGAUGACUCCCCCGUCACCAAGCCUGAGAGCGACAUGACCCUAUCUCCCACCCCAUUGGCCAGCCUGCCCAAGGACCUCGACCUGGCGGAUGAGACGGUGUUGAACCAGAUCAACUUGGCUGAGCCUGAACAGUACCUGCUGCCGGAUCUCAGUGCUGAGGAGCAGGCAGUCAUCCUGGGAGUUUGUAAUGAUUUCCAGAAGAACAACCCUGUCCAUAAGCUGACUGAAGAAGAGCUCCUGGCCUUCACCUCAUGCAUAUUGUGUCAGCCUAAGUUCUGGGCGGUGGAGGUGACGGCACUGUGUCUGAGGACCAAACUGGAGAGGGGCAGCUCUCGACGGGUGGAGAGGGCUAUGAUGCAGACACAGACCAUAGUGGAUUACUUUGAGGAGAAGAGCUGUCCUGUGACGGAGCGUCUGAAACUCUUCUACUGCUGCCAGGCUCCUCCCAGAUGGGUGGUCCAGAAACAAUUGGCCAGCCUGCUGACCGACCUGGGUUGCACCGGCUCUGCCCUGUUGAUCUACGAGAAGCUGGAGCUGUGGGAGGAUGCCGUCAUCUGCCUGGAGAGAAUGGGCCAGCAUGGCAAGGCAGAGGAGAUCCUGCGUAGGGAGCUGGAGCUGAAGGAAACCCCCAGUCUGUUCUGCUUGCUGGGGGAUGUACUGCGGGACCACCAGUAUUACGACCGGGCUUGGGAGUUGUCAAAUGGGCGCAGUGCUCGCGCCAUGCGCUCCAAGGCCCUUCUGCACCUCCGGGCCAAAGACUUCCAGCAGUGUGUGGAGUGUUUUGAGAAGUCACUCCGCAUCAACACCAUGCAGCUUGGGGUGUGGUUCUCUCUGGGCUGUGCCUACUUUGCCCUGGAGGGCUAUGAGGGAGCUGCCAAGGCCUUCCAAAGGUGUGUGGGACUGGAGCCAGAUAACGCAGAAGCUUGGAACAACCUCUCCACGGCAUAUAUCCGCAUGGGUCAGAAGACCAAGGCGUUCCGCACCCUACAGGAGGCUCUGAAAUGUAACUACGAGCACUGGCAGAUCUGGGAGAACUUCAUCGCUGUCUGCAUUGACGUGGGAGAGUUUGCAGAGGCCAUCAAGGCUUACCAUCGCCUCAUGGACCUGAGAGAGAAAUUCAAGGAUGUACAGAUUCUUGAGAUCCUGGUCCGGGCGGUGGUGGAAGACAUGACCGACAGCCGCGGCGACCGGGCCUCUUCUCUAAGGAGUAAGGUCCAGGAGCUCCUGGGGCGUGUCACGUCACGGCACAGUACCGACGCCGAGAUCUGGCGUCACUACGCCCUGCUGUACGGAGACGGGCAUAGUGUGAAGCCCGAGGACAACGAAAAAGCUCUGCAGUUCCUGUCCAAGGCUCAUCGCUGUGAGGUGCAGGCUGGCGGCUGGGAGAAAGACACUGGGACAUUCAAGGAGGUGAUAAGGAGAGCCAUAGAUUUGGCCAACGUGACCCUCCACUGUAGUGAAAAGAAGACUAACCCCCAGGAGGCCUUACAGAUGUUGUCCUCCACCCGUCUCAGCCUGAGGAGUCUUGUCACCAAAGCCAAGCAACUGCACACCGACGUUGCUACGGAAGAGAUCCACAGCCACAUAAGGGAUGAUGUCAAGGAGUUGGAGCAACUGAUCACAGAGCUGCAGGACCGAAGCGGUCUGCUGCGCGGCCAAUCGGCUUCAAAGCCUCAGUAAAAACCCACCUCUGAGGUUUCUAAGCCCUCCUACAGCAGCUUGUCCCUGUGCAGACAUGGCUACAUGGGACACUGUCAGGUGACCUGCAUCCAUCACCCUGGUCCUCACAAGAGGACGUCCCUUUUACUGUUCAGACAUUCUUCUUCAAGAAAACGCAAAUGUAGAUGGAGUGUAAUUGUAAAGGACUGCCAACGGAAAGGUGACGCAUUUUCUUCAGAGAAGUGUAAUUUUAAAGCAUUUGAUGAUAAAUCAUGGUUGAUAACACUGCAGGAUAUCAGGAAUACCCACCUUUCCAGUAGAGCAAUCAAACUCACAACGUUGAUACAGUCAUAAACUAAACAAAGAUGAAGCUAAUGUAUGUUAAAAAAAAAAAAAUUAAUUAAAAAAAGAACCACGCUUGCCUUAAUGAUGUGCUAGUCACAACAAAUUGGACAGCUGGACUGUGGACUCAGCCGAUGAGACAUGUAAGUAUCUGAGGGAUAUCCACAAGCAGGACAGGACAGUGGAUGUUCCUCAUCUGGGAGGCAGUGGGCUGUGAAAGUGUCGUCCCACCUCGCUGUUACAGAACCGACACCAUGGGGGGGGCCCCCUCACAGCCUGCUCCUCGUCACCAUCAUGCCUGGGGGGCUACUGACAUAGAUCUAACUAUCAUCUGCGCCAUUGUGUUUUUUUCCCCAAAGGAAAAUGACCUUGGCAUUGCCUUUGCUUUAUCAUACCUAUCGUUUUUUUGAGAUUGUUUUACUGUGCUUCUUUGUCAUGGUCUGACUCUGCCUUGCAUUGACGGAAAAGCAUACCGUGUAGGUAAAAAGAGAAUUACUUUUAUAUGAGUUGAUACAAGCGUGUUAUUUGUCACAGCUGUUGUCCUUAACAAAUGUUAUUACACGUUUCUUUCCCCCUCAUCCUGGUAGCAAUAUGGAUUUAGGAUGUGUGUCACCCAUACAUAUUCUGUAUGUAUACAUUCCCUAUCUUCAGCAUGUCUUGAUUACAAUUUAUUUGCAUUCAAAACCAGAGUUGUCAUAAAAUUUCAAUAAAUGUUUUAAAUAUUC